AUGGCCAGCCUAGAACUAGGUCUGGGCUUCCUCUUCAGCGCCCCGGUCACCCUGCGACCGGCCGCGCCACCACGGCAAACCGCUGCCUUGGCGACGGCGGAGGGCAGCAGGACGAGCCUGCUGGGCUUCUCAAGCCUAGCCACCCUGGGCACCCUUGGUGCCUUGGGCGUGGCCGGCCGGGCGCGCUCAACACGCUCAACGGUGCCGCGCUUGGCGGAGCCCAACGAGCAGCCGCCCGGGCAGAUUCCGCCCGUGCGCAUGCCGAUGGUCGCCACGGGCAGCGGAGCCAUCGACGUGAUGUCCAAGUUAUUGCAGGAUCGCAUCCUGAUGCUCAACGGCCAGGUGAACGAUGAGAUGGCGAACGUCUUGGUGGCACAGAUCCUGUACCUGGCCAACCAGGACUCAGAGAAGGACAUCACCAUCUACAUCAAUUCCCCAGGUGGCUCCGUCUCCGCGGGGAUGGCCAUCUACGAUGCCAUGCAGUUCGUGCCCUGCGACGUGUCCACGGUGUGUUAUGGCAUGGCUGCCUCUAUGGGAGCUUUUCUCCUGGGAGCAGGAACCAAGGGAAAGAGAAGGUCGCUGCCCAAUGCACGCAUCAUGAUUCACCAGCCGCUGGGCGGUGCCGGUGGCCAGGCCGCGGACAUUGAGAUUCAGGCAAAGGAGAUCCUCUUCCUCCGAGAGAUCCUCAAUACGUACCUGGCGGAUUUCACCGGGAAGCCCUUGGAGGUGGUGGCGGAGGACUGCGACCGUGAUUACUACAUGACGCCGGAGGAAUCAAAACAGUACGGCAUCAUCGACGAGGUCAUUGAGACCAAGAGCUGGCCGCGCCUGAAGAAGCCGGUGAAGCCCGAGCUGCAAACGGCCCGAUAA
Molecule: messenger RNA, 870 nt
Organism: Cladocopium goreaui
Lineage: Eukaryota; Dinophyceae; Suessiales; Symbiodiniaceae
Source: the annotation of a GenBank genome assembly